Molecule: messenger RNA, 1167 nt
Organism: Maudiozyma barnettii
Lineage: Eukaryota; Fungi; Ascomycota; Saccharomycetes; Saccharomycetales; Saccharomycetaceae
Gene: PPE1
Product: phosphoprotein phosphatase methylesterase 1
Exons: 1
Coding region: 1-1167 (388 amino acids)
Biological process (GO): protein demethylation
Molecular function (GO): protein methylesterase activity
Source: RefSeq, a predicted model, not a curated record
AUGGCGGGUAAUUUAAGGAGAGAGAUUUUAUUAAAGCAUUUUGACAAGAUUGAACAAAUUGUAGAUAAUAUUGACUACACAACAAGUACUAAUGGAAAGGAUAUAACUUCUGGUGAAGGGAAUGACAUAAUUACAGACUUACCUUCCAUUAAAAAUGCUUCUUCUAGACGACAAUCCAGUACAGCCAAUACAGUUGAUCCUAACUUAGAGAAAUGGAGCACCUAUUUUGAAGUUAAUAAACAAAUAACAUUCGAGGAAAGAAACUUCAAAUUUAACAUUUAUUAUACAUUGCCAAAGUCAUUGGAUACAACAUCUAUUCCUAUAUUUGUUUUCCAUCACGGUGCUGGCUCAUCAGGUUUAUCAUUUGCAAAUUUAUCCCAGACUUUACAAGAGAAAUUAAAGGGUCAAUGUGGGUGUUUUUCCUUUGAUUCUAGAGGACAUGGUAAUACGACGGUUAUAGAUCCUGAACAGAAUGUAAGCUAUGAACGUGACAGUUUCAUCGAAGAUUUUAGAACUUUAUUAGAAUAUAUUUAUUCUAAUAUUUUAUCCGCUAUCCCUAAAGAGAAAUUGUCCAUUAUACUAGUGGGUCAUUCGUUAGGAGGAAGUAUAUGUACAUUUACAUUUCCAGUCUUCUCGAUAGAAUUAAGAAAACAUAUAACGGGUAUUACGAUGUUAGAUAUUGUUGAAGAGGCAGCGAAGGAUGCCCUUAAUAAGGUGGACAAUUUCUUAUCGAUGACCCCAAAUGUAUUCUUAUCAUACUCUGAUGCAAUAAAUUGGUAUGUGAGACACGGUCUCUCAAAAAAUAGAACAAGUGCCAAUAUUGCGGUCCCUUCUCUCUUCAGAAAAUUUUCUAGUGGAAAGGUCGUCAGAAUUACAAAUCUUCAGGUAUUUCGACCUUAUUGGAAUACUUGGUUUACUGACUUAUCGCACAGUUUUGUCGCUGUACCAACGUCUAAGAUGUUAAUCUUGGCUGGAAAUGAUAACUUAGAUAAGGAACUAAUAAUUGGACAAAUGCAAGGUAAAUAUCAACUUGUCGUAUUUCAAGAUUCGGGACAUUUCAUACAAGAAGAUGAAACACUCAAGACAGCAUUGACACUGAUCGAUUUUUGGAAACGUAAUGACAAUAAAAAUGUAAUUAUCAAGACUAAUUGGGGAUCAGCUAAAUAA